This is a messenger RNA of Canariomyces notabilis, 4123 nucleotides long. RefSeq lists its product as uncharacterized. Gene Ontology annotation, cellular component: cytoplasm. Gene Ontology annotation, molecular function: protein serine/threonine kinase activity; ATP binding. The record is from RefSeq and is a predicted model, not a curated record. The transcript has 3 exons. Gene Ontology annotation, biological process: actin filament organization; protein phosphorylation; actin cortical patch assembly. Lineage: Eukaryota; Fungi; Ascomycota; Sordariomycetes; Sordariales; Chaetomiaceae. The coding region runs from base 405 to 3788 and encodes 1127 amino acids.
AUUGAAUCAGCGCUGAGCCCCGUCUUGGCCUUCCCUUGGUCGUCAUCGCCCAUCCCAAACCUCGAACUGUUCAACCGUGGCUCGGUGCGACGACAGCUACACUACGGCCAUGCCUGGCUUAUCAUAGACCGGUUUUCCACGUAAACCACAUUCCUUUCAAUGCCCUGAGCCCGUCGUCUUACCGACUCCCGACUCCCGACUCCCGAUUCCCGGCUCCCGACUCCGCUCCGCCUCAGUGGCUCCCCGACAUAGCUUCCGACAUCCCUUCCGACAACCGCCCCCGUUCCUCUGCGUCGCUUUCCCGCUGUCAUUGCUGCGUCGACUCCCGAUCGAGCCCCGAGCUUUGUAGCUGCCUCUGGACACACCGCCUUUCUCGUCUAGAUUCCCCAGACAAAAACCGCCUCAUGGCUUCGUACGGCCAGGCAGUACCUCCAUCGGCGCAUCGGCCUGCAAACUAUGCAGCGCCCUACGCAGCGCCCGCCUCUAUGGCUCCCCCUGCUGCGCCUGCUGGCACCUUCUCGCCGGGCACCAAGAUCCAGGUUGGGAAUCACCGGGUGGUGAUCCAGAAAUACCUUUCCGAGGGCGGCUUUGCGCACGUCUACCUGGUCAAGCUGCAGACGCCGGUCAAUGGGACGGAUCAAGCCGUGUUGAAGCGGGUGGCGGUGCCGGACAAGGAGUCGCUGCGAGGCAUGCGCACCGAGGUCGAGACCAUGAAGCGGCUCAAGGGCCACAAGGCCAUUGUGACAUACAUCGAUUCCCACGCCUCGGAACUGCGCGGUGGUGGAUACGAGGUCUUCCUGCUAAUGGAGUACUGCAACGGCGGCGGCCUCAUAGACUUUAUGAACACGCGCCUGCAACACCGCCUAACCGAACCUGAAAUCCUCAACAUCUUCGCCGAUGUUGCCGAGGGCGUCGCCUGUAUGCAUUACCUCCGCCCGCCGCUGCUGCACCGCGACCUGAAGGUGGAGAACGUGCUCAUAACCAUGGUCGGGUCCACCAGGAAGUUCAAGCUCUGCGACUUUGGCUCUGCGGCUCCGCCGCGGCCCGCUCCCACCACCGUCGUCGAGUGCCGCCUGAUGGACGAGGAUGUUCAGAAACACACGACCAUGCAAUACAGGAGCCCUGAGAUGAUAGAUGUCUACAGGAAGCAGCCUAUCGACGAGAAGUCCGAUAUCUGGGCGCUUGGCGUCCUGUUGUACAAGCUGUGCUACUACACCACGCCUUUCGAAGACCAGGGCCAGCUUGCCAUCUUGAAUGCCAGCUACAAAUUUCCCAGCUACCCCGUAUUCUCGGACAGAUUAAAGGGGCUCAUUGGCUGGAUGCUGCGCGAGAAUCCGCAGCUUAGACCCAAUAUCUACCAGGUUCUCCGGGAGGCUUGCGCCAUGCAAGGCCGGGAGCCUCCAGUCAAAGAUAUUUAUUCCGGAAGACCACAGGUAGACCAGCAGCGAUUAGAACAGCCUCAGCAGGAUCCUCGUUCACCGCCAACGGUAGGAGCCGUCUUCUCCCCGCAGGCAGUCCAGCAGCAACAGGUGAUCCCUGAGGUUGAGCGCAUGAGACGGGGUAGAUUGCCCGCCGCACAGUCUUCACCCCAGCCGAACCGCCCAAAUCCGUCCCCUGGCAAAGUCACCAAUGGCGACCCGUUCGCUGCCCUUGACGCCAGACCUUCGACGCAAGGCGGCGACGAGCUCUCGUCAAGGUUUCCGACACUGGAUCAAUUUGCACUGCUACACGACAAGGGGCAGAAGUUUGAUUUUGACUCUGGUUCGUCUGUACCGUCUCAACAAACCAAGGAUCUCAGUCAGAGAGUCGCGGAAAGAUUGGCGGAUGAGGCCUUCCAAGUGAAAACCUCUCCAGCCCCCGUCCCUGCGCAAGCGAGCCAGAGACAGUCUGUCGACGCGAAAAGGGCGAAUGUGUACCCGACGACGACCUCUGACCCGUCCCUUGUUUCGCCCCCUCUCAAAUCCACCUCUGCACCCCCAAAACACCCGGAGAUAAGUCGUGCCUCCGCAAUCAUUUCGAGCAGCCCCGAACUGCGAGCCAUCUCGUCUCAGGCUUCGCAGCCACUAUACCAGCCGACUCCCAAGCCAGUCAUGGUCUCAACGGGAACCAUGACGUCUCCGAUUCCGGACCAACCUCCACAGUUCCAAGUCCAACGGUUCCCGACCUCAGAGCGCCACCGUGCAGCAAGCCUGCCAAGAUCACCUGUAACCGCGACUGCGCCUUCUGCGCUUGGUGAUGGAGCAAUGACAUCACGGACAGGUGCGCGAACGACAUCGUUCCAAGGCUCUAUGCCAUCAGCACACACGCGUUACCCGUCCUCUUCGCGGCCGUCGUUGGAAGGCGGACGGCCGAGCCUGGAGCCUCUAGAUACUUCCAAAACGAAGCCACGGGUCGUUUCGAAGCCUAGGCCAAUUAGCACGCAUCUGGAAUCCAAUCUUGCCUUUCUCAGAGAGCGGGAAUCAAACCCGAGACCGUCAAUUUCCCCAGGCUUGCCAUCACCAGGUCACUCGAGAGAAAAGAGCCUGCCACCUUCUCCUACCGGCGACGACGAGCGGAACAUUGAGUCCAACGUCGAGUUCCUCCGGUCCUUGGAGGAUUCUGACCAGAAGAAAAGGGAGCGAGGCUCAAAACAUAUGAAACGUGGCAGCUUGUCCUCGCUCAGCGCUGGGGCCAAAGGCAUUCUCUCCGGCAAAUUCGGCGACGCCUUCAAGCGCUUCGAGGGCAAUUCGAGUGGCCCGCCUGGCCCACGCACGCCAUCUCCCCUGAAGGAUCUGGAACGGCGCGAGCUCACGCCCAUCGCCGGCUCCGAAACCAUGGACGGCCGCAGCGACGACGGACAGGUGCGUGAUCUGCUAGAGGACGACGGUGAAUACCUGACUCCAGAGAUGCGCCGCGAGAAAGAGGCGCGCAUGCUCGCGCAGGAGGAGGCCCGCGUCGCCGCCGCCCAGGCCGAGUACCGGCAGCGUCUUGCUGCGGGUUCUGCAGCUGGUGGAGGCGGUGCUGGCGCCGGCGUUGGCGCUGGUCAGACGCCUCUGCCCAAGAGUAUCGGCGGCGUGUCCCGCGCGAUCUCCAUCCAGAAUAAAGUCCAGAGCUUGAUCGACGAGAGCAAUCGGUCCUCGGCCGGCGUGACACGCACGGCCCAGGGAUAUGGGCACUACGCGGAUUCGGCUCAUGUCCGGUCGUCGCAGGCUGGCGGUGGCGGUGCUGGUGGUGACGGUCGGCCGCCGGUGCCGAGAAAGCCUGGUGUUGCGCAGGUUACCGGGGGUACUAGUAGGGGUGCUGUUGCUGGCCAGCAGCAGCAGCAGCAGCGUCCCGCCGUGGAACCAUCCGCCACUGGGCGCACGACAGCCAGUACUGCGGCUGCGGCGGGUCGGCCCAUGGCCCCGCCAAAACCGACGCGUCUCGGCAUGAACCCCACGGCUGGCGGCGGCGGCGGCGGUGGUGGGAACCUCGCUGCGGGCGGACGAGCUGGCUCGCCGCCCAAGACUCAGAACCAGAACUUGCCGCUGCUGCCCGCAAACAGGACGGCUGCUGGGCUAGGGAUCUCUGUGCCUAAAAUCCGGCCCGCUGGCGGUAUUGGUGGUAGCGGCAGUGUUGGUCCCGAUGCUGCCGGGACCGAGGCGCUGCUUGCCGUCGACCUGCCCGGCCAGGGGCCGACUCUGUUGGAGAUGACGGCUGCGGAGAAGGAUGACUAUAUCAGCAAUUUCCAAAAGAGGUAUCCCAGUCUCAGCGCGAUUGAAAUGGUUGAGAGGGAUUUGGCUGCUGAGGAGGCCCAGGGGCGGAGGUAGUAAGCUCUAGUGUGUCGUUUCUGCCAAGGCUGUGUGCCCAAAGGAAGGGAAGGGCCAUUGCUUGGAGUGGAACAUACCGGUGAGACGAGCUACGGCAAUACAAGGGGCGGUUCGAAUCAAUCAAAAUAAAAUAAAAUGAAUAGACGUAAUGUGGUGGUGUGAGGUAUUGUAGGAAGCUAGUAGAUGUGGGUGGUGUCUGAUAUGUGGUAGCUGCUUAGCUUUUCGCAUUGCUUGCGGCUCGGUUUUGAUAUCCAUUAUUAUACUACCCAGACAUACAUAAAGCAUAGCAUAGACAAAUCAGGCUGGCGAGCCAGGGGUUGGAUUUCCGCAGCGGU